AUGUCAGAGUCUACCGACACAAAAACAAUCUACCUAUUCGGCCAACCAAUCGCCCACUCCGUCUCCCCAUUUUUCUACAACACCAUCUUCACCAAACUUAGCCUUCCAUGGCGGUAUAUCAGACUCGAUUCACACGACCCCGAGGAUCUGAUGUGGAUGAUGCGUCGGGAUGAUUUUAUGGGUGCCGCGGUCACAAUGCCGAAUAAAGUCCGCGCGAUGGCGUGUGUGGAUGUUUUGACUGAAGAGGCGCGGAGGAUUGGGUGUAUUAAUACGAUUUAUGUUCAAAGUGGCCAUGGUGGGGAUGGUGAGAGGGUGUUGGUCGGGACGAAUACGGACUGGAUUGGGAUCCAGCGGGCUUUGUUGAGGGCGCAGCCUAAGUUGAAGGAGGGAGAUUGGUCUGCAAUGGUCAUCGGAGGCGGUGCGACGUGUAAAUCGGCCAUCUACGCCCUGGCUGAAGGACUCGUUGCGAGGACGAUAUAUCUGGUCAGCCGCGACGCAGGGGAAGCGCAGUCCGCCAUUGACGAUCUCAAACAACGAGGCCUACAGCGGGAUAUUUGCCACAUUGACACAGUCGAAGAUGUUACUUCCCUGUCUCUCUCCGAAACCCCCAUAGUCACAGUCAGUGCUGUGCCUGACAUCGCACCGAAGACGGAACCCGAGCAACGAGCACGCGAUAUUGCUAUCGUCAUGCUGCAGAGAAAACCAGGCUGCCAGUUUCCGAGAAUAUUCCUGGAAAUGUGCUACGAUCCGAGACCUAGGACAUGGUUGGCGGGUGUGGCUGGGGAGGCUGACUGGCAGAUUAUCGAUGGUUUGGAUGUGAUGGAGCAUCAGGCGAUUGAGCAGGAUGUUUUGUGGAUGGGGAGAUCGCUUAGUGAGCUUCCGGUAAACGAUGCUGGAAAAGCAAUUCGUGAUGCUCUACAUAGACAUUGA
Aspergillus wentii DTO 134E9 is the source of this 930-nucleotide messenger RNA. RefSeq names its product shikimate dehydrogenase family protein. Bases 1 to 930 code for a protein of 309 amino acids. The transcript has a single exon. NCBI's taxonomy places the organism in Eukaryota, Fungi, Ascomycota, Eurotiomycetes, Eurotiales, Aspergillaceae. Gene Ontology annotation, molecular function: shikimate 3-dehydrogenase (NADP+) activity. The record is from RefSeq and is a predicted model, not a curated record. Gene Ontology annotation, biological process: chorismate biosynthetic process; shikimate metabolic process.